Molecule: messenger RNA, 1005 nt
Organism: Drosophila willistoni
Lineage: Eukaryota; Metazoa; Arthropoda; Insecta; Diptera; Drosophilidae
Exons: 1
Coding region: 1-1005 (334 amino acids)
Biological process (GO): DNA integration
Molecular function (GO): nucleic acid binding
Source: RefSeq, a predicted model, not a curated record
AUGGCUGAUCUACUCAGCAUUCGUGUCACUCAGGCACUUCCAUUUGUAAACACUGGAUGUGACUAUGCUGGUCCAAUGCUUCUUAAGGAUGGAAAGGGGCGCAAACCGCGCAUUGGUAAGGGCUACAUAUGCCUAUUUGUUUGUCUGGUCACAUCGGCAAUCCAUCUGGAAAUUGUAACGGACUUGAGCACCGACUCAUUCUUGGCCGCGCUAAGACGUUUCGUCUCUUUGCGUGGCAAGUGCAACAAAAUCUAUAGCGACAACGGAACGAAUUUCAUUGGAGCUAAACGCUCUCUUGAUGAAAUGCAGAAGCUGCUGGCAUCUCAGCCACACAUCGAAAAGGUUAGGAAUGCUCUGGCGAAUGAUGGCAUUCAAUGGGUAUUCAUUCCACCACAUGCUCCUCAUUGGGGAGGAAAAUGGGAAUCUGCAGUCAGAUGCGUAAAGCUGCAUAUUCGCCGAGUCAUUGGGAAAUCUACUCUCACCUACGAGCAGAUGCGAACUCUACUUGCACAAGUCAGUGCGGUGGUCAACUCACGACCCUUGUGCUACAACUCGGACACAGAUAUCAAUUAUUUGUCGCCAGCACAUUUCUUGAUCGGCAGGCCUCUCACAACUAUACCAGAGGCAGACUUAGGCCACAUCCCCGUGGGCCGACUUGGGUACUGGCAAAGUAUCCAAUCUAUGAUGCAAGGUUUCUGGAAGCAAUGGCAUCAGGAGUAUCUUACCACAUUGCAACAGCGUCCAAAGUGGACCACUACAACACCAAAUAUAGCAGUGGGAGAUGUGGUGCUUGUAAAGGAAUCGAACACCCCACCAGCUCACUGGCAUCUGGCGCUGGUUCUCGAAGCCUACCCAGGCAAGGAUCAAUUGGUUCGAGCGGUUAGACUCAAGACCUCUUCGGGAGAAUUAACUCGGCCAAUCACCAAGGUUGCGGUAUUGCCCCGUUCAGAAACUGUGUUUCAGGGCGGGCCGGGAUGUUCAGGAACGGAUUGCGUUUAUCGAUAA